Diabrotica virgifera virgifera (western corn rootworm) is the source of this 1371-nucleotide messenger RNA. RefSeq lists its product as uncharacterized. The coding region runs from base 1 to 1275 and encodes 424 amino acids. The transcript is spliced from 5 exons. Lineage: Eukaryota; Metazoa; Arthropoda; Insecta; Coleoptera; Chrysomelidae. The record is from RefSeq and is a predicted model, not a curated record.
AUGUCUGAUAGUGAAUUUGAAUGUACGCCACCAGAACUGCGGAUAGCUGCAGAGAGAGCUACUGAAGGAAUAAUUCCUGAAAAAAGCAGGGAGAGGUAUGAAAACACCUAUGAACUAUACACUGAAACUGAACUUUUAAAAAUGUCGGGAGGUUCGGCAACGUCUUCAACUGAUUCCGAGGUUUUAGGAGAAAUGAAAGAAAAAAAUAAAGUAAGAAACACAAAAAAGGUCACUAGUCAACAAAAUUUUGAAACUCUGUUUGCAUCAUCAUCGUCAAAAUUUUGUUCGUUUCAACCAAUCAUACCGGAAGAAACUCCUGAGCCUGUUGUUGAAAGCGAAAAUAUAAUUUUGGAAACCAAUUUUUCGGAUGAGGCAAUUAUUUCUCCUGAAGCAAUUGCAAAUGCGCAGUUUUUAAAUGUCAUCGAACAGCCUUUGAUUGGAGAAGAAAGUAAAAACGACAUUAUUAACAAGUUGAAUGACAUUGAGCAAAAAUUUAAUCAGUUUAAAAAUGAUAUAACAGAGAGCGUAAAAGAUAUGUUGGUGAAGGCAGUUGCGGCAAUUAAAUCAGAUUUUGAUGCCAAAUUAUUGUCAGCAAUGCAGAAUUUUAAAAACAAUCAUCAGGAUGAUGACAAUAUUCAAUUUGAAUUUCAUGCCGUUUCAACCUCACAGGAGUUAAGUCAAUUAGAGGAAAAUCUCAAAGAUCCAAAUUAUGAAAAGAAAGUAAGAAAUUAUUUUAAAAAAAUUAUUGGUAAUAUUCCUGAUACUAGUAAUGGUUUGGAUACCUGCUAUAGUAUUGUAGAUUAUUUUUUUGAGAAAAAAUUUAUGGUGCAGUGUUCGUGGACGGGAGGAAGUAGAAGCAACACUGAAAAAUGUUGUAUUAAAAAUUGCAAAAAUAUUUUAGAAGUGUUUUUUACAAUAGUCCAAAGUUCCAAUAAAGAUUUUUCGAAGGCUUUGUUGAAAAAAUUUAUAAUUGGAAUUACAAGAAAUGCAAAGAAGCGUAGUUUAACUGGAGGCAUCCGCCAAUCUUCAAUACAUAGAAGAAAAAAAUCAAUGGUUAAAAAACAACGUUUAAGUGGAAAAAGAAAAGGUGUUGCUCAAAGACAAGGCGAAAAUGAAAUUUUUUAUGAAAAUGAGCAAUCAUUUAAUGAAGAAAAAGAAUAUGAUGAAGAUAACGAUGAAUAUGGUAUGGAAAAAUAUGAAGCUGACGGUGAAGAUGCUAUAAUAGAACAUGACGAGGUUGAAGAGGAAGAUAAUAAUGAUACAGACACGGACUAAAAGAACAUUUUUAUUAAAAAAACUUUUUAAUUUACAUUCAAGUUUUGUUUAUUUUUAAUAGUGUGUAGAAGAGGAAUAAAAACAAUUUUACUUUCA